CAGUUGUUAGUAGGGUUACUAGCUGUGCUGACGUCACAUGGCUUGCUUUCUUGUCAUGGGUACCCAACUCAUGUACCGAUUACAGUCUGUGAAUAUCUGAUGCCAGGACAUCAGCUCCAGCCAUUACAAUUUGCUUUGCCUCAGCCAAUGAACACCAACCCUUACUCGAUUCACGUGAGCAACACGAGCUAUACACCUGGUGGAACGAUGACUGUCGUGAUUAAUGGAACUACGGGAAUUAAGGUGAAUGAAUAUGGAAGCACGGAUCUUUGGAUCUUACUCUUAACAUCCAGUUACCUGUGAAAGACAGACGAAAGUAUACUUUUGGUUAAGUCCAUCUGCGAGCCAGCGCAGAAAUGUCCGUUAUGGACCCCCACCCAUGUACCAGGAUUUGAGUACGCUCCAUAAUUAGCCUGUUGAAAAGGCAAUGUGAUUUGAUGAUUUGCCAGUCAGGUUAAAGGGAAAUUCCAAAAGCACGUCAGGUAAUUCGUUGAGUCCGUUGGACCCCAGAACAAGGAUCUCCGCGCUGCUUCGCAGACGUCACUAACCGGGUCUAGAUUACGUCUUCGACGCAGGCUACGUGAGACCCUUUACCUUGAAAGUUCUAAUUUGUAUCACCAGCAAUAAAACGCGAACGUUAGUCAUUUACAAUUUACUACUGCGGCUCUGCAAUACAGGAGUUAAGUUGUCCCAAAGCCCCCUCCAAACGAAAAGAACAAAUUGUGAAAAUUUAAGAUUUUUACUGAUAAUGCCUACAUAUUUAUCCUUACAGGGUUUCAUUAUCCAAGCGCGCGCUGCAGGAAGUCCCUUACCAGUUGGAGAAUUUCAGGGUAGCCUACCAAGCAACCAGACUUAUAUGUGGUGUUCCGGUGGCGAACCGCAGGUGCAUUCUAAUAGCAAAAUUACACUAUGACCUCCUUUUUCUACAACUACCAGAAUCCUUCAGCUCGUUGUUUUCUUGGGAAAAUUAGGGCUAUCGAUAUUAUUAUUUAAUUAAGAAAGCAAAAACGAAAUGAAAUCUGGUAGUUGUAGUUGGGAAGUUUCUCAGGAUCUUUUACUGAUCCAAUAAAAUUCGAAGAAACUGCCCCACUACCCUUCCCUUAACCUAACGUUUAUAGUUACUUCUCACUUGGGUUGGGGAGGUUGGGGAGGGGGUAGGUGGGUUUCCCCACGAUCUUAUACUGGUAGCCAAUCAUGAAACGAUAACGUUUCCAAAACGUAGUCUCACACUGUGUAAUUCGACGCAAAUCCGACCCAACCUCAUCACACGCAGCCUUAGAACGGCCAAUACUCCUCAUUUAAUUUUACUUCUAUAUUCUUUCUCUGCCUAGGCCUUUAUCUGUUACCCCUCCCCCCUGCAUCUCAAGAGCAAAUCCUACCUUUUUCUAUGCCUCUUUCCCCUUUUGACUCUAAAGACUCUAAACAUCGCUCUCUUUUAUCCUUAUUCCAUCACCAGAAUACAGUUGCCCAUCGCCGUACUGGCCUGGCAGACAAGUCGUGGAUUUCAUUGAAAUUCACCUGGAAAGCACCGGAAGCCCCUGUUGGGAACAUCUCUUUUUGGUAAAAAUGAGCAACAUGUCUAGUGAUUGUAUUUUACACAAACCAACCAGUGCAAGGAAAGCGCUGCGUGGUCAGUAUAAAUGAUAAAUAUUUCCAAAAGCGAAAUUUGGAUCUACUUUCGUCUUGUUCAUUUUGUCUUUUUCGAUGAAAACUUAGUCUAGGAAUAGGUUCUUCAUAUUAGUUCAUAUUAGACAAAAUGUAAUUACUUUUCAAGCACCAGAAGGUGACAGCUGCUUAAAGGUAUACCUGACAUUUUCACUCAGGGCCAGUCUUCUUUACAACUAUACCACAUUUUGGAUGAGAAUCCAAUCUGCAGAGGUCAGCGGGCCUACAGCUGUAGCAAGGCCUUCUCCAACACUACAACCAAGCUUUGAGGUAAAUAUAACUUAACGGAUGCAGGACAUCUUUGGUUGGGUAAGGCUUGAAGAGUCUUCCUGUGUCACGCUAUUUGGUGUCUUUUUAAACAGCUAAAACGUGUUUUCGCAUCAGUUGGAUUUUAAAAUUAAAGUAAUGAUCAAGUUUUGUUAUUUAAGACUUUGUUUAGCGCUGAUCUGUCCUGCAAAGUGGGUUGUCGGGAGCGUCGCUUCAUGGUGGUCAUGUGCAUUUUCAGGCUUUAUUCCCGAGGCCUAACUUGUAAUGAUUUAUCUGGAAUGAAUACAACCCAGAAGGAAAUUGGGCUGAAUUAACAUUCGCAAAGACUUCUGGGUCUACUAAGGACAGAGGAAAAAAUUGGCCAAUAGCUGACCGGUGUGUCCUCUGUAACGAUCCCAGAAGCACUUGCGGGAGGUAUUUCGGCUCCAGUCCUCUUCUUGUUUCUUAAGUGGCGAAUGAGUAAGAAUGACAAGCCGCUGGACCUUGGCGUGGCACAACUGACUAAGUCGAAAUGGCUGUUUAUACUGAAAAUAAUUUAAUAUCCUGAGAAGUGAUGUUAUUAUUAUUAUUGAUGUUUCAGAUAACUAAGCAAGGCUGUGGAAGUGAAAAGAGUUGUUAUUCCGAGCCAGAAUACUGCACAAACAGCGCCAAUUGUGCAUUCCUUGUAACUUUCAAGGCGGACGGUGACAACAUCACAUUUGAGAUGAGCGGCUCUCACCGCUACAUUGCUGUUGGUUUUAAUGACAAGCAAGAAAUGGUAGGUAUUUAUAAUGUCUGUACACCAGCCUGAUCACCAGCGGCCUCCUUCCCAUAAUUCUCCCUCUUGAUGUAAAUUUCCACGGAAAGGAAGGCGGGAAGGAGAACACGAGCGAGACGUCUGGCCUCUUCUUUUUGCUUCCCGUGGUCCCUUGCGUUUCGCCACCAUUCGAUCACUCGCGUUUCGCGCUCGCCUUUGCUCGCCUGAGGAGAAUGCAGUCUUUGAUGCAGAUAUCUCCUAACAGGAAAACAAGGCACGUUUUUCACGCUACCACUUUCCUCUUUAUUGCACACCCACGAUUCCCUAGGGAUUGGUUUUGCACAGGAAGUACACUACAUCACUAUAGUUUACCUACGCUUUAAUGAGAUCUAUUACCGACGACGAAGAAUUUUCAAAGGGCGCCAUCGUCCUGCAAGGAGGCCCAACAAAUUUUCUGAAUUGUCAAAAAAAAAGAACUCAAACGCCAAUCAGUCAACGUUUAUCGCGACACCAACGCAGCAAAAUGUAGCUUUCUUAUUCUAGAUUUUGUACUCAGUUUUCCAAUAACUUUUCUUGCCUUUCAAUCGUUGAUUAAUUAAUUGUGCUAUUGUCCUUCUUUUUUAGAACCAAACCGAUACAAUUUCCUGCUCAACAUCCUCAAACAACGCUGUUGAAAUUAGACAUUACUUCUUGGCUUUUCGUCAGCCAAUACGAACUGACAUAGUAAGUGUGAACGAUUUUGUUUGCCAUACAUAUUUUGUACCUAAGGGAUAGAACAAGAGACAGGGGCGGGGUAUCUCACAGUUAUCUCAAUAACAAUAUCACAAAAAAGUGUUAAAUUUAAAGGGCGUGGUCACGUCUAGCAAGACAGUUAACGCAAGCCGUACCAAACCUCAGGAAUUAUACUUGCGCACAUAUUGUGAACAAAAAAAGAUCAUUUUCAGGUGUUUUGACAAACUCUCCUCGAAUAAUAGCCGUCCCUUCAUUAAUCGCCCCUCGAAUAAUCGCCCCUCUGUGACGGAAAUAUUUAAAAUAAUCGCCUCCCUCGAAUAAUCGCCUCCCACCCGCUCCUGUCGCCAUCUUCUCUUCCUUUUAUCCUCUCCCUGUCAAGUUGAAGUGCAAUGUGAUCCAGCAAAACAGAUCAGUGACGAUUCAAGCUAUGAAAAUUACUGAAGGAACUAAAUUUGGAACACUCAAAAAGCCCAUGUUCAGUUUAUUUGAUGUGAUUAUUUUUUUAUUUAAUGGGAAAAUAAAACAAAAUAUUUAGGACACGACUUCCAGUGAGCAAAAAUUUGAAAUAAUUGCCUCCCUCAAAUAAUCGCCUUUCCUCGAAUGAUCGCCCUCUUUUUGAGCGAAAAAAGAUGUAAUCGCCCCCUGCUAUUAUUCGAGGAAAUACGGUAAAUGUUUGAAGGGUUUUAAUUAUCUGAUGAAAACUUGAUCUUUUUCAUCAGAGAAACACGGAUGACAUUGUUCGCCAUAUGGCUGCCUACGAAAAUGGAACAUUAACAUGCAGGUAUAAAAUGUAGUGACUAUCAGUAAAGUUCUUUUAUCUUGUCUAUUCUAGACUGCAAAACAGUCGAUUUUUUUUUCUCAAAAUCAGUAAAGAAAUCAGUAAAGGGUGUCUCGUUCCAGACCUUUUGUUUGACUGCUCGCGCGUACUUGAAUACGCAAAAAUACUGACUGUUUUGCGGUUCAUGUCUAUUCGUAAGCAGAAUAUGGUUUUACUUAGGUCGUUCAGGUUUUAAAAAAGACUAACAUGGGAGAUCAAGGGUGAUCAACUUAAUUUUGCUUAACAAGGCAAAGAAUUGUUUUUCUAGAAUUAAUUGUUUUCAUUGUUAUGAUAGUACAAAAAUAAAUUAUUGUACCUAAUGAUUUAGCUACGAUACGUCGUCUUUCAACCCCUAAAAUUAUAAGUGUGACAAAAACCUGUAUUUUCUCGCGUCUGCAUUUCAUUGAUUGACCUUAUUUAUCACGGGUUUUGCAAUGGUUCUGUUUAUUUCUAGAUUUUCUCGUAAACUUUCACCCUCGAGUCCGCACAAGAGAGACCUCAUAAUGAAGAACUGGUUUUUCAUUUUUGCAUGGGGCAGCGUUAGUAAGUAUCUGUUAGUAAUAAGAUAACGUAUCAGUUCAGUUGGCAGCAAGUCAUUAUUAUAAGAAAAAAAUGAAAAAGAAUAUACUGGUUUGAAUUUAACAAACCACGGCCUGGCCAGUAACUCACGCAUGCGCACAGGUGGUAUAUGUGUGCUCCUAGUUUACUAUCUGUCUGGUUUAAAUGUGCCUUUUUGAUGCUCAUUCUCAUUAAGUUAACAGUUUUCUAACUAGUCUAUCGGAGGUCCUAACUGAUCCCUAUCAGAUUCAGAAAGGGUAGACGGUCCAGGCUCAUUGAUCUCCCAAUCAGUGAGGCUAGAGGGCACAGCUCACGUCAGAUUUUUCACUUCUUUGUACUAUAGGCGGUACAGGUGCUUUGCAAUAUCACUACCAAAACGCAACGUUCAGUGCUGAACGCGUUAACCUUACGCUGCCCGCCGUGUUGAAAAACGGUCGUAGCAGGCCACCAGCGCCAACGCCAGAUGGAAAACUGGAGGUACGCACAACUUUUCUGCAACACUUUUUUACUGAAUCCAUUUUAGUGUGUUUACGUCAAGUUCUUUCUUGUUUUCUUUGAAAUCGCGGUAGUAAAAUCAUGUAGGCAGCUUCAAUGCCGUGUUACGUCAUUGAUGACGUCAGCAUGACGUCAUAUAAUUUAGCGCCGAAUGUUGUCACACUUAAAAAUUUAUUACAGUUGAGGCCAAAUGUUAUUACAUUUUGGACUUAUUUACAUUUAGGUUGAAAUGUUAUUCAUUUAGGACUUCACUACAUUUAGUGUCAGUUAUUACAUUUAGGCGUUCUACAAACGUGUUUUUAAUAGAGUGUUUUCACUCACGUGGCUUGCAUCUAUAUAAAUUUAUUGGAACAAAAGAAAGCGUUUACACAAGAAAAGAGUUCAACUCCCACAGGAUUGGUUUGGAACACCAAUAUUGCCGCUGCGACAUCAUGUGUAAACGAUUUAUUUGUUUUAAGUUUAUUUUGUACUUUUUCCUUCAUUUUAGUUUUCAAAAUCGGAUUGCGGCAAGACUAAGAACUGCUACUCUGAGCCCAAAGACUGUUCGUCCUGUCGAAACUGUGACUAUCUUGUGACUUUUGAACCUUGUCAAAAUAAGGAUAACGUCAGCUUUGAGUUGAGUGCGAGAAGUGACUGGGUCGCAAUAGGGUUCAACGAGCAAAGCAAGAUGGUAAGUCUCAUAAAUCUUUGAAACUCAUGCAGAUUUCUCUGUCACACAAUCAUUCUCUUGUCUCACAAUUUUUUCACUGCGUUCUGCAUCCCUCCUUCUUCACUUGUUUUGUUAAAGAGUGAGGAAUUUCUCCUGGCUAAACUUUUUUUUCUUGUCGUGAUUUCGUUACUUCAGUGUUCCCUUCCACGAACGACUUUUAGUUCGCAUUUACCAGAGUCCCACAAAUACUUUACCAAGCAGUUUUUAUUGACAAUUUUCAUCUCUUAUUAGGAUGGUACUGAUGCUAUCAUCUGCUCUCGCCUUAAUGACAACGCAGUGGUUAACCAUUAUUCUUUGGUAGGCUAUAACAGUCCAAUUCAAACCAACCCGGUAAGUUAAUUGGACCUUAAUUGCAGGAAACUACAAUGUAGAUUUUAGGGAGACCUUGUUCACAUCUUCGUAAAAUUAUCCACUUAUAUGUGGAUCCACAUUUUUACUUUUUUUCAUUUAGACGGAUUUGUUUUUUGGAUGCGGUGGGAAAAGAAAAACUUGAAAUAAGCUAAUUUAUUAUAAACUUUCAAACAAACAUUCGCGUUGUCAAUCCUAUGGCUUCAUAUCGAGUCCCUGUUUCCGUUGACGACCUUGAUCAGGCGAGAAAACCUCCUGUUAAUUUGGACCCCACCCCACCCCCCAGUCAGCCUUAUGUCAUGGCGACAUUCAGUGAGAUUUAUUUUAAGAUACUUAUUUUUAGGCUCCUGCUGGUCUCAAAGUUAUUGCUGGUGCUUAUGAAGAUGGAGUCAUUAAGUGUAGGUUAGUAUUGUUGGCUGCUUGAAAAGCCGGGAAACAAAUCGUCGGUUUGAUUAUACUUGCAGAUUCACUGUGACGCUAUUUAUCACUGAUUGCUCUAUUUUGCAUACUUUGUUGAUGGGCUUCAUUGUAGGUUUUCUCGGGGAAAAACUGCAAGUGGCAUGCAGAGUCUGGAUCAGAACGUCUUUUUGAUUUUCGCUCGCGGUAGUGUGAUUCAGGGUGAGUAAAAUCAAAAGUUUUUGCAUUGGUCACUAUUCUCGUUUGUUUAUUUUUAAACAGUAUCAACUAAGCUAAUAUAUACUUCUUAUUAACUGAGAGCGAGGUCAUCACAGGGAAAUCUCCGACCGAGUCCUUGAUGCAUCGCUCAGUCAAUACAUCAAGGCCAUAUAAUAAUAAGGUAUAUUAUCUAACGUAAGUAGAUUCAAGAGCUGUUGUUUAGAGCGCUAGCUCCUUUGUAGGAGUGAACUUUAUAAACAAAGGUUAAUAAAGAUUUGACCUUAAUGUGGAAUUUUCUCUGUUUAAGGAGGCUUGCUGAACAAGCAUAGUGUAAAAUCACAGAGCGCCAGUCAAGUGGACGUCUGUGAAAUUAAUGCAAAUCUUGAGAGUAAAUCCUCAGACCUCAAAAUGCUGCGGGCACAUGGUAAGAGAGAUCAAUUUGAUCUCAUAAUUAACUCAGUUACGUAAGUUGAAAUAACUUUCAUGAGCAUUUACCAAAGCAUUUAAAAGAAUUUUGACCUUUUCCUUUUCCUACUUUAUUCUCUUUUCUCAUUCUUUGCUGCUACCUUCUAAUAGGCCAUAUUUUAAAUGAGGCGUGACAUCAGGCUAUAUUCUAAACAAUAUUUGACUGACGGCUUUGACUAAUUUCCAGGAGCGCUUAUGGUUGUGGCCUGGAUUGGGUUUGCCACCAUGGCUAUCCUUGUGGCGCGUUAUAUGAAAGAGACCUGGGGAAAGCUAUGUGGAAAGAAGGCUUGGUUCCAGGUCAGUAAACAAAACUGUUGGCUGGUUCUUGCCGCAUAAAUAGAUGGGCUGCCUGUGGUAUCUUAAUUCACAAACUGGCCAGUAUAUCUCAGGUCUUGACAUUUGUCCUGGAUUUGCGCUUUUUAUUUUUUAGAUCAAAUCAUACGAAAGAUAAAGAAAAAUAACUUGAUAUUUACUGUAUUUUAACAAUUAUUCCUCGAGCCCGAAUGGGCUCUGAGUCAUGAGACCGAAGGCCUAAUGGGAUAUUGACUCAGAGGCCAUGAGGGCGAGAGGAAUAAUUGUUUUAGUAAAAUCCAACCAGCUGGUCAAAAAUAUCGAGACAAAACAACUUUAGCUGGUUAAAGCUAGACUUUAAUCCCUUUUUUGCCGCCAAAAAGCCGGCGCUUUCGCUACUAGUGGGCUAUAACAUAUAGCAUAGUAGUAGCUCAACCAAUCAGAACGCAGCAUUGAUAAUAGACCACUAGUUGGGUUUUACUAAUAUCAGAUAGUCAAUCACUGUAACCAUAGACUGAAGGAUUGAAGGAUCUAGCCUGUUCCAAGCUCCGAAAAGUCGGGUCCGCGAAUUUCAGAAAGCGUGAAUACAAAAAUGAAACUUGGACGGGAGGAAACUGGGGAGAGGAAGACCGCUACCGCUCCCUUUUUCCCAAAUCACGCGCUGAUAUUUCCGCUUGGCUUUACUUACGUGUCAUUUCUACUAUCUGAGAUCCUAGAACAGGUUAUGAAGGAUGCUGUCCCGCGUGCGCUGACUAAAACAGGAAAAAAAAACAUAUGUAAAUCAAGACAAAGUGAUCUUUUUCGUGAUUAUCAGUACUAAGGUUUUGUUUCUGAGGAGACUACGGUACUGCGCAAAUCUUGGGGCUGAAACACUUAGUCACUUUACCAAGUGAAGACGUAUGAAGAUUGAAAAGCUGAAGUUUGGAGUGCUAGCCCUUAUGAAAGUGAUUCCACCCGUCUUAUCAGUAUCUUGUUAUUUUCAGGUUCACAGAGCUCUGACCGUCACCUGUUUACUACUCACGAUCACUGGUUUUGUUUUGGUUUUUGUUCAUGCCGAAGGAUGGUCUGAUGUAAGAUUAUGAAACUUCAUUAUUAAAUGUUAUUAAAUCUUGUAAUCUCAUUUAUAUACCCUCGGAGAAAAAAAUCUGAAGUACUAUUUUUUUUUUUUGCGCAUACAGUCAGGUGGAGCCCACUCAAUACUAGGAGUCAUCGCAACACUGUUGGCCUGUGUACAGCCCAUUAUGGCGCUUCUAAGGCCCGACCCAGAUGCGGAAAGGUAGUAAAAUAUUUUGCAUGAUAGUCGGUUGGUAAGAUCACUGUCUCUGUAUCACAGAGCUGAGGUCUUGGUUUCGAAUCCUCUUCGGGCCUGAUUUUUUUUUCCAUUUCUGGCUGUCUUGUCACAACUGCUUAGGGCAACCGAUUUGUGAGGGACCCUCUAGUAAACGGCCAAAAGACUAGUUCUUUAAAAACAAAAAUCAAAAUCAACCGUAAUUCGUUGUUACUUUCUUGGACCAUUAUCCAAGGGAAGAUCCAGCCCCACCCCCUAAAGAAAAGAAAGAAAGCAAACAAAAACGGAGACAGUGUACCUCGUUCCACAGUUGUUAAAACGUAAAAACUUCGAACAUCAAAGUAUACAAGAACCCCGGAAUCCUUUGGGUCCAAAAUAAAUUCAAUCCUCAAUGUGUAAAAUCGUUUUUGUUCUAAAGUUAAGUUCACUUCAGUUUUGUUCUAAGUUCAGUUCAAGUCCCACAUAACCAUUACGAUUUGCCGAUAAAAAGACAGGCUUGUUCUAAAAAAGUUCAAUACAGUGACGCUAAGGGUAAUGUUGUUCAAAAAUCCUGUAUCAAUAACUUUCAAAGCUCUUAAAUUGUGUUGUGGUUGAUGUACUGGUUUUACCUGUUCAUAGGCGCUACAUUUUUAACUGGGCUCAUCGCUGUGUUGGCAUUACCACAUUCAUUCUCGCAAGUGAGUCACCUGAUUUUAGCUUCUAAUUGACCACUUCUUUGUCAAAUGCGUGGGGCCAUGUUUACUACCGAAUGCCUUCUCUGCGCCUUUCCUAGUCCUUAGGCCUCAUUAUUCCGCGCGGUCAUUGCGUCUCGGGUCACGUGGUCCGAGCAAAGAAGUGAGGCCUAGACAAAAAACCUCAAAAGUGAGACAUUCAAGACCAAAGUUUCGCAUUUCAAGAUGAAAGUAUAUCGUUAGAAGACACAGAAGGGGAGGGAAAGUUCAAAAGAAUGCUCACUUUUCUUUUAGUGGACAAAGACAUUUUCAAAAAGCAAUCCACGCAUGCACACUCUCUUUUUAUCUAGACGCUUCUUCGGCGUUUGCCGCGGAUACGUACACCGAAAUGCAUUGACCAAGAAGGCCUAGGAAAACGCCGUACGUACAGGGACUAGGCAAUUCUGCGCCUACGGUGGGAUGGUAGGGUUCAAAUCCAUCCAUUUACAUCUCCGCCAGAAGGAAAUGAUGUAUGGCAACGAUAAAUGAACCUCCGUCGAGUUACUUGCCCCAUUAAUUACGGAGGAUUAGUCUGCCGCCUUUUCUCGCUCCUCGCCGCUGGAUACAUUUCUCCUGCAAAAACUUCCCUAGCUGCGCGGAGCGUUGAGAGACGGUUGUAUUCGUAGGCAAACGGAGGAUGGGUUGGAAUAACUUUUUUAAAAGUUAUUUUGCACACGUGGCUCUAGAAUUUGAAUAGGUGCUUAAUUAAGUGACACGACUAAUUAUUGUCGAUUUCCUUGCAAGCUUAAACUGGAAUGGUUUUCGUCCAAGGCAUCUCACCCAUCUGAAACUUGGAGGUCAUGUCAGUAAUUAAUUUAAAUUGCUUUCCUAUCUUUUGUCAGUUAUCAACAUAAUUCUUGGUCUGCGUCUACCUCACCUGGAUGUUAAGUUUGCAGUUUAUUUCGUGAUCGCCUUUUGCGUGGGUCUGAUCCCAGUUGUUCUUUUGGAGUUUGUUCGCUGCUGUAACCGAUACCAUAAAAGAGAGGGUAGGUUUCUAACUUUCUUGUACAGUCAUCAUCAUCAUCAUCGUUUUAGUAAGCAUGGGUUAGUAAGUUGAAACACUAUUACAGGUGUUUGCAUACCUGCAAUACAGAUCUGCUAGGUAGAUUUAGCAAUAGCCACGCAAAAGCGCGUAGAUAGGACCGAAUGCGACUACCGGUGCUCAGUUUGCUGCUUUACCAAAUCAACCGGUUUAAAUUUGCGCGCGCCGUCAUCACUGUAGUCUCUUUGUCUUUGCUCAAUCUGCCUAAUAUUCUCUUGUAAUGUGAUGCGUGAUUUUUACGAGGCAGGGAACGUUACAAUAAAGAGUAGAAUCCCAAAAACAAUACCGCAAUUUAUUUAAUAAUAAUAUUAAUCAAUUUAAUAAUACCAAUUUAAAUUAAUUCAUAAAUAUUGAUUAAUUGUAUUGCGGGACUGUUUGCCGUUGGACACAACACUGCACAACCCUGUGCCAUGCGCGCGCAACCUUAAAAUUACCAAUAUUACGUAGUUAUUGGCCACUCAUCUUAACUUUCUGUCCUUGUUUUUUUCUCAGGACUCACUUACGUGACAGUUGGGUUCGUCUUCGUCCUGGCGAUCUCAGUCUGUUUGACUUUGCUUCUGUUCAUUGCACGCGAGGCACCUUAA
Molecule: messenger RNA, 11322 nt
Organism: Porites lobata
Lineage: Eukaryota; Metazoa; Cnidaria; Anthozoa; Scleractinia; Poritidae
Source: the annotation of a GenBank genome assembly